AUGGGAACAACAUCUGAUCACUCCGAGGAAAUGAACAUUCUUGCUUACAACAAUCUGAGCUUAUGCAAAGCUGAUUAUUUUGAAACGUGUUGGUGUAAAUUGAAUCAAAGUGAAGUAACGACAUGCUCGUAUCUUUUACGUCACGUUGCUUCAUCAUCAAAUUUGACACAUUUUUGUGUUUAUCAUAACAUCCGCAAAAUCAUCGAAUGUUUCAAUUCCACAUCAAUCUUUUCGAAAUCUUCAGAUUCUGCUUCGAACAUAUACAUUUAUUUCACUAUUCUCCUAUUUAUCGUCGGAAUCAUCGGCAAUGGUCUGUCGAUCAUUGUCCUGUUCGAUAAAACACUUCGAUGUAUAAAUGUUUACAGAAAUUUGAUUAUCCUCUGUGCACUAAACAUCUUCUAUUUACUGGCGAUAUCCAGCCGACAUAUCAAUAUCUAUCAUCAAGAUUUACGUAAUAUCUCUCCGAAUGUUUGCCGUUGGCAUACAUUUAUCGUUGCUUUCACCGGACAUUUGUGUUCGUGGCAACUAGUGUCAACUAGUAUUCAACGUGUACAUGCUUCACUUAGUUUGCAGUUGCACCGAACAGCAUCGUGGAUACAAACAUUCGCGAUACUGUUCCUUUGCAUCGUAUUGCCGUUGCUCGUUUUCGAUGGUCAACUCGUAUUCAAGUAUGGAUUUUUAUCCAAACGUCACAUGUGUGACGAGAGCUCAAUAUUCAAAAUCAAGCAAUUUCAACGAGCAUUAGAUACUCCGAUCACGAUCCAGUCCGAACUAUUAAGGAAUGUCACAACUCGUUAUUACUCAACUGUGUUCCGCACACCGAAUCCGAAACCAUACGUUUGUGGCGUUUGUACCCUUUGGAAUAUCCUAGACACGUUUAUCUAUGCAAUCAUUCCGUUUCUACUGAUUUUAAUAAGUAGUAUCAUCAUUAUCAUCAAAAUAUGGCAACGACGUCGUUUAACGAUUAUGAUUGGUGGAGUACAUGAAAUAAACCCAAGGUUUAUAUCGACUCAAGAUAAACUAUCCAUACUUUUAAUUCUCAUUAAUUGUCUAUUUUUGAUUAUGACCGGCCCAUUCAAUACCCAUUUGAUUAUUCAGUCAACUUUGAAAUACUAUUUCUCCAAACCGUGCUCAAUAAAGACGAACAUACAAUUAAAUGAAUAUCUACGUAUACUUCAGAAUCUCUACCAUGCCUUGUCAUUUAUGUUUUAUUGUUUAAUCGGCAAUAAGUUUCGACGAGCAGCAUGCACGAUGUGUCAACGAUGUUACUGGAAACUUAUACAAUUUCUAUGUAGAUAUCAACGAGGUCAAGCAUCGUUCUUAUCAUGCUAUAUUAAGCGUGAUCAUUUGAAAAGUCGAGCAGUAUCGGAGUCGUUGUCAAAUGCCGGCAAUCAUAAACGUCUAUCGAAUUUCUUGCCAAUGAGUUUGAUGGGCAAGAAGAGCUCAUUUCUAGGCAUUUCAAGUGAACGAGCAAAUGAGGAGUCUGAUGCAUUUGUAAAGAAAUGA
Molecule: messenger RNA, 1506 nt
Organism: Adineta ricciae
Lineage: Eukaryota; Metazoa; Rotifera; Eurotatoria; Adinetida; Adinetidae
Source: the annotation of a GenBank genome assembly